Messenger RNA from Annulohypoxylon maeteangense, 4438 nucleotides. RefSeq lists its product as uncharacterized. The transcript has 3 exons. Gene Ontology annotation, biological process: intracellular calcium ion homeostasis. Gene Ontology annotation, molecular function: ATP binding; P-type ion transporter activity; ATP hydrolysis activity. The record is from RefSeq and is a predicted model, not a curated record. NCBI's taxonomy places the organism in Eukaryota, Fungi, Ascomycota, Sordariomycetes, Xylariales, Hypoxylaceae. The coding region runs from base 179 to 4168 and encodes 1329 amino acids. Gene Ontology annotation, cellular component: endoplasmic reticulum membrane.
AAUUAACCUUAUAAUCUAUUGGGAAUCUCAAAACGUUCUGCACCUUCGCCUACGCACAAUUCUUCGGAACACAUCAUCCCUUGAUGAAUCUGCCUAGGUUCCUCUACCGAAUCGCCCGAAUCAGAAUUGAGAAUUAGGAGAGAUAAUGGCCGACUAGAGUUUUCGAGGUUGUGUUAUAAUGUCUCUCGUUGAUAAUCCUCAGAUUAAGAGCGCCGAGUUGCUCUCUCCGCUUCCCAUCUAUCUUCAUGCAUACGUCGCUCCUUUUGCCAUAAUAUGGCCUAUAUUUGCCCGAUACUUCUAUACGCCCGAUUUAUACGAAAAGCACAUUGGAUCUUCUGAAUGGACGUUCGUCUGGUGUGGUACCAUCAUUACCCUGCAGAGCUUGGCCUGGCUCAGCACCAACUGGAGUGUCAACCUCAAGGGUAUCUUCACUGCCAGGAAAGUGAAGAAGGUACAGGAUGCUCAGUUAAUAAAGGUUAUCCCUAUAUCCAAUGCCGGCUCAGCCGAUAUUUGCGAGAUCGUUCGCGAAAAGGUUGGCGACAAGAUAAAUCUGUCCUUUCUGUUCCAAAAGCGCCGUUUCCUCUACGAUCUAGCAACGAACUCCUUCAGCCCCCUAACAUAUGAGAUCGAUGCCGAGCCAAAGCCUAAGAUCCAGAAAUUCCAGCACUCGAGAGGAAUCGCCUCCCAGGCCGAGCUUACAAGACUAGAGCAAUAUUAUGGAAAAAACACUUUUGAUAUCCCGGUUCCUUCGUUUACUGAACUCUUCCGGGAACAUGCUGUUGCUCCUUUCUUCGUCUUUCAGGUAUUCUGCGUCGGUCUCUGGAUGCUAGAUGAGUAUUGGUACUAUUCACUAUUUACCCUUUUUAUGCUUGUUGCUUUCGAGAGCACCGUGGUCUGGCAAAGGCAGCGAACAUUGAACGAAUUUCGGGGCAUGAGUAUUAAGCCGUAUGAUAUGUGGGUGUAUCGGUUGUGCAAAUGGACGGAGAUUCAAAGCGACAUGCUUUUGCCGGGUGAUCUCGUUUCUGUCGGACGGACUAAAGAGGACAGUGGAGUUGCAUGCGACAUGCUUCUUGUGGAGGGGACUGCUAUCGUCAAUGAAGCUAUGCUUUCGGGUGAAAGCACGCCCUUGCUCAAGGAUUCCAUACAGCUAAGACCUUCCGAUGCAUCUAUCGAUACAGAAGGCCUCGACAAGAAUGCUUUCCUCUGGGGCGGAACUAAGGUUCUGCAGGUUACGCAUGGUAAUCCCGAUGAGGAGAGACCAAAGCUUGCUUCUGGUGUUCCUGUGCCUCCCGAUAACGGUGUCAUGGCUAUCGUGAUGAAAACGGGAUUUGAGACUUCUCAGGGUAGCUUGGUCCGUACGAUGAUUUAUUCGACUGAGCGUGUCUCGGCCAACAACGUCGAGGCCUUACUUUUCAUCCUCUUUCUACUUAUCUUCGCGCUGGCCGCCUCUUGGUACGUGUGGGAUGAGGGUGUCAAGAAAGAUCGCAAGAGAUCGAAGCUGCUCCUCGACUGUGUCUUGAUUGUUACCAGUGUCGUACCCCCGGAGCUCCCCAUGGAACUCAGUUUGGCAGUCAAUACUAGCCUGGCAGCCUUGGCUAAAUUUGCCAUUUUCUGUACUGAGCCCUUCCGCAUCCCUUUCGCGGGCCGUAUCGACGUAGCCUGUUUCGACAAGACCGGCACAUUAACAGGCGAGGACCUGGUUGUGGAAGGUAUUGCGGGGCUUGGGCUUGGCCACUCUGGCACGGAUACACCUCGCGAAUUUGAUGGUGCUCAUAGUCAUCUUACAUCCGUUAAAGGCGCCGGGAUGGAGACGACUCUCGUAUUAGCUAGUGCCCAUGCCCUUGUUAAACUUGAGGAUGGCGAAAUUGUCGGUGACCCGAUGGAGAAAGCCACGCUCUCGGCUCUCGGAUGGGCGUUGGGAAGAAACGAUACUCUCGCGGCAAAACCCUCCGUCACAGCCACUGGCGGGACUUCUGGUACUGUUCAGGUCAAACGACGCUUCCAAUUUUCAUCCGCUCUAAAACGCCAGAGCUCUGUCGCUACUGUGCAUGCCGUCGACCCCAAAACCGGGAAUAAGAUUCGUGGAACUUUUGUUGGCGUCAAGGGUGCGCCGGAAACAAUAAUGAAGAUGCUUGUUACAGUCCCCAAGGAUUAUGAGGAAACCUUUAAAUAUUUCACCCGUCGCGGUUCUCGCGUACUUGCCCUUGCCUACAAACAGCUAACCAAUGAUCACGAGCUCGGUUCUGGCAAAAUAAAUGACCUGAAGCGCGAGAAAGUCGAGGCUGAUCUGAUAUUUGCUGGUUUCCUGGUUCUCCAGUGUCCCUUAAAGGAUGAUGCGAAGCAAGCGGUGCAGAUGCUCAACGAGAGCAGCCACCGUGUCGUUAUGAUCACCGGUGACAACCCACUCACAGCUGUGCAUGUCGCUAGAGAGGUCGAGAUCGUUGAUCGUGACGUACUCAUCCUUGAUGCGCCGGAACGGAAUGACGGAGGAGAAAAGCUGGUUUGGCGCAGCGUCGAUGAUAGGACAAAUAUUGAGGUGGAUGUCUCAAAGCCUAUCGACCCCCAAAUCAUCAAGUCGAAAGAUAUCUGUGUAACCGGAUAUGCGCUGGCCAAGUUUAAGGACAACGCGGGCGCUUGGCGAUCUCUUCUCCGUCAUACUUUGGUCUAUGCUCGCGUGUCCCCGAAGCAAAAGGAAGAAAUUCUCUUGGGCCUUAAGGAUAUGGGCUACUUCACACUGAUGGCUGGAGAUGGUACGAACGACGUCGGCGCUUUGAAACAGGCUCACAUCGGCAUAGCUCUUCUCAAUGGCACCCAGGAAGAUUUAACGAGAAUCGCCGAGCACUCUCGUAAUGCUAAGAUGAAAGAGCUGUAUCAGAAGCAGGUCGACCUUAUGAAAAGAUUUAACCAACCCGCUCCUCCCGUACCCGCCAUGAUUGCCCACCUCUAUCCGCCGGGUCCUUCUAACCCUCACUAUGAGAAGGCGUUGGAGCGUGAAGCACAGAAGCGGGGCAUCACCACCGAGGAACUUGCGAAGAUAAACGGCACCAACAUUGAGACUGUGACUAGCCCGGCAGCCCAGCAACUGAUGACUCACGAUCCUAGGACGGCUAGGCAGCGAGAUGCAGCUAACAAGGCUGCUGGCUUCGCUGACAAGAUGACCAGUGCCAUGAUGGAACAGGAGUUGGGUGACGACGAACCACCGACACUUAAGCUGGGUGACGCGUCGGUCGCCGCCCCGUUUACUAGCAAGCUUCGAAAUGUUAUUGCCGUCCCGAACAUUAUUCGGCAAGGCCGUUGCACCUUGGUGGCCACGAUCCAGAUGUACAAGAUUCUAGCUCUGAACUGCCUGAUAAGUGCCUACAGUCUUAGUGUUCUCUACCUCGAAGGUAUCAAAUUCGGCGACGGGCAGAUCACGAUUAGCGGCAUGCUCAUGAGCGUCUGUUUCCUUUCGAUAUCCCGCGCUAGGUCAGUCGAAGGCCUGUCAAAGGAAAGACCACAGCCUAACAUCUUCAACUUCUACAUCAUCGGAUCUAUCCUUGGCCAGUUCGCAAUCCACAUUGCGACGCUCAUUUACAUCGCCCGAUUCUGUGAUAAAUUGGAACCACGGUCCGAAAUGGUGGACCUAGAGGCAGAAUUCACGCCAUCGCUUCUCAACAGUGCCGUGUACCUCCUGCAACUCAUCCAGCAGAUCUCCACCUUCGCAGUCAAUUAUCAAGGUAGACCAUUUAGAGAAUCCUUAUCCGAGAACCGGGGCAUGUUCUGGGGUAUCAUUUCGGUCACUGCCAUCGCCUUCUCCUGCUCGACCGAAUUUAUCCCGGAACUCAAUCAGCAGAUGAAACUGGUGAAAUUCACGGAUGAGUUCAAGACGACGAUGACAAUGGUCAUGAUCUUGGACUACGCUGGCUGCUGGGUCAUCGAGAUCGUGCUCAAGCGACUAUUUAGCGACUUCCGUCCUCGUGAUAUUGCAAUACGGCGGCCUGAGCAGAAUGAGCGCGAGAGGGUGAGGAAAGAGGCGGAGAAGGCGGUGAAAGAUGCGGAGGAGGAGGAGAAGCGGCUGGAGAAGGUGGUGGAAUUCGAGCGCAAAGUGGAGGAACGGAGGCAGAAGAUUCGCGAAUGGAGCCAAGGUACCCGCGCUCAGACAGAAGGCCACGCUCAGGCGGCAAGGUGAGGCUUCUGUUAUUUCUUGCUAUUCCAGUCCGUAUUCCGUAUUCUGUAUUCCGCAUAGGAGAAUGGCGGAGUGCAGAUCCGUAGACUUGGCAUUGUAGACAUAGAGAGAACGGAGUUCUGUAGAUGAAAUCACCAAUCUUUAUUUUUAUACCGAGGGACAAGAACAUGUUUACGGAGUCAGCACAGAUCGAUCCAAUGACUGGUAUUGAUAUACCUACAAACAUACAUGCACGUACCUAAUAGUAGGUAUAUGUAUGUACCUAGCUACAAG